UCCUCUAUGGAUGGUGGAUGAUCUACUCACUGUAUGAACAUCCAAGCUGAGGGCACCAGCGGACUAUACACAUCCUUCCAGCCUUUGUGGGACUUUGUACAUGAGCACUGCCCAUGUGUCUGGCAGCAGAUCAUCUCUGAUUCCUUCCAAACUUCUCACUUGGGAGGGUAAUUGACCCAAAGAACAAAAUGAGGAGUAAAGUGAUGCUGAUUGUCCUUCUGAAGUGCUGCAUGGUGGGGGACCUUGCAGCUUCAGAUACCCCCACCUUAAGCACUAAGAGUGGCAGUCUCUCCAUACCAUUAAACCAUACACUAAAUAUUACUUGCAGUGGGGAGCAGGCAGUGGUUUGGUCAUGGCCUGGUCCUGUUGAUAACCGUGUGUCACUCAGCAUUUGCAAUGAAAGUAUCCAUUGUCAGAUACUGGUUGUGUCUCAGUUUACAGCAAAUGACACUGGAAUAUACAAGUGCUCGUAUGAAGAAAGCCACGCAGCCUCCAGUGUUCACGUGUCCAUUUUUGAUCAGAGCUCUCCAUUUGCAAAAUUUCCAAGUGACAAACCCAUUGCUGUGUACAUCCGUGGUGGUGCUACUGCAGGAAAUGAGACUGUGAUAGUUCCAUGCUUUACUUCCAGAGAGGAUCUCAACGUAACCCUGCGAACAAAAUAUACAGAAAACACAUUUACACCCAAUGGGCACAGUAUACAAUGGGACUACAAAAAGGGCAUCAUCGCCUUCAGUAAGCUGCUGAGGGUUUACGAUAUGGUCUUCUGUGAAACGGUACUGAAUGGUCAAACAUACAGAUCCUCCGACUACAUUAUUGUAGUUAUAGAAUUUAAAAUCUUCAGUCUAUUAAUGAACCCGCACCCUCAGAUCCAGGUGGCUGUUGGAGAGAGGCUAGAACUAUCUUGCAGUGCGCACACACCAUACAAUGUCAGAGUCCAAUUUCGAUGGGACUACCCUUCAAUGGAGGAUAAAAGAGCAAUACAAAAAUUAUCCAAAUCGCCUGUACAAAGUUCUCCGGAGUACACAGGAUUGCUCAUAAUAGAAGAGGCAACUUUGGAAGAUGAAGGGGAUUACAGCUGCACAGCAGACACUGGAGGGAUGAAUAAGACCAACACCACGAAGGUCAUCGUACAUCAGAAGCCAUUUAUAUUAAUUGAUGAAGAAUUGGAAAAGGUGAUUGUGUGCAAGAUUGGAGACCACAUCAAGAUACCGGUGAAAUUUACAGCAUAUCCCACUCCUGAAGUGAAAUGGAUGAAAAAUGGAAUUCCCGUGCGUCACAGAUUCCCAUUUUUCCUGUCAAUCAAUCACUGUGAUGAAGACGACAUUGGGAAUUAUACUGUUACUCUAACUAAUCCAAAAACGAGAGAUUAUGAGAGUCACACUUUUCAAGUCUUUGUACAUGUACCACCGCAUAUAGGCGAGAAGGCCGUGUCUUCCACCCUGGAAUCAUACAAGUAUGGCAAACCGUCCUCUCUCACAUGUACAGCAUAUGGAAUACCAAACCCUGUGAGCAUUCGGUGGUCAUGGCAGCUGGAAGAAGAAUGCAAGUACUUUUCACAACAUUAUAAUGCAGGGAAAAAUCCCUACAGUUGUCCAAAUUGGAGGGAUAUUAAUGACCAUUAUGGAGGGAAUGUAAUUGAGGCACAAGAUAUUCGUAAUGACAUCAUCGAAGGAAAACUAAAGACUGUGAGUAAGCUGCUUAUAUCAGCAGCUAAUGUAUCUGCCAUCUUCAAGUGCACGGCCACAAACCAGGCUGGAAGGGAUGAACACAUCAUUCCUUUCCAUGUAACACGUGGCCUUGAUGUCAGCAUGCACCCUAGAGGCAGGGUCACUGAGCGAGUCAAUGUGACUUUGAAAUGUAUUGCUGAUAAGUUAACCUAUGGAAACGUAAUGUGGUUCAAGAGGAGGUCUCCAGGAGCAAGAAGCUGGUCAAUGCACACUUGUGGAGAUGUGACCAACCUCAUUAAAAUGAAUCACGUUACUAAGGAUAUCAGUGGAGAAUACUUUACUUUGGAGCUGACACUGCGUAACAUCUCCCUGGAUGACCAAGGGCACUAUGAGUGCAUAGCUCAGGAGAAGAAAACCCUGCGGAAGCGAUGUUUCACCACUGAAUUAACUGUUCAUGCUCAAAAGCGGCCAGUUAUUCACCCUGAACUCAAGAACCAGACAACCAAUGUCAGUGAGACUUUGGAGGUGCGCUGUUCGGCCUCUGCGCUGCCGGAUCCACAAAUUCUUUGGUUUAAAAAUUCUGAUGCUCUGGUGGGAGAUUCAGGCAUUAUUUUAAAAGAUCAGAACAGAACGUUGACCAUACAACGUGUAAGGAAGCAAGAUGAAGGAUUCUAUACCUGCCGAGCUUGCAACAAUUUGGGUUGUGCAGAGGCUGAAAUGUACUUUACAGUGAAUGACUCAGAAGAGAAAACAAAUCUGGAACUCAUUAUUCUGGUUGGCACCGGCGUGAUUGCCCUGUUCUUUUGGAUGCUUCUUGUAAUCAUCCUUCGGACCGUAAAGAGGCCCAAUGAAGAGGAACUCAAGGCUGGCUACCUGUCAAUCAUUAUGGAUCCUAGUGAAGUUCCCCUUGAUGAGCAAUGUGAAAGGCUCCUCUAUGACGCAAUGAAAUGGGAGUUCCCAAGAGAACGGCUUAAACUAGGGAAACCUCUUGGUCGAGGAGCUUUUGGACAAGUCGUAGAAGCGGAUGCCUUUGGAAUUGAUACAACCUCUACUUGCAAAACAGUUGCGGUGAAAAUGUUGAAGGAGGGGGCAACUGACAGUGAAUACAGGGCGUUAAUGUCAGAGCUAAAAAUUCUUAGUCAUAUCGGUCAUCACUUGAAUGUCGUGAACUUGCUUGGAGCCUGCACCAAGCCAGGUGGACCCUUGAUGGUGAUUGUUGAAUUCUGCAGCUUUGGAAAUCUAUCAACGUAUUUAAGAAGUAAAAGGAAUGACUUUGUUCUGUACAAGACCAAAUCUGUGCGGUACAGACAGGCCAAGCAUCAUUACAUUGAAACUCCAAGGAAUUUGAAGAAACGAUUAGACAGCAUUGCUAGUAGUCAGAGUUCAGCAAGUUCUGGAUUUGCAGAAGAGAAGUCUCUUAGUGAUGUUGAAGAAGAAGAAGUUGAAGACAUGUGUAAGAGUCAGCUUUCUAUGGAAGACCUCAUCUCCUACAGCUUCCAGGUAGCACGAGGCAUGGAAUACAUGUCUUCACGGAAGUGCAUCCACCGGGACCUGGCAGCUCGUAAUAUCCUUCUGGCUGACAACAAUGUGGUGAAGAUCUGUGACUUUGGUUUGGCGCGUGAUUUGUAUAAAGACCCAGAUUAUAUCCGGAAAGGAGAUGCUCGGCUUCCUCUUAAAUGGAUGGCACCAGAGACUAUCUUUGAUAGAGUAUACACGACACAGAGUGAUGUGUGGUCAUUUGGAGUCCUGCUCUGGGAAAUCUUUUCAUUAGGAGGGUCUCCAUAUCCUGGAGUACAGAUUGAUGAAGACUUUUGCAGACGGUUAAAAGAUGGAACGAGAAUGAGGGCUCCGGAUUAUGCAACAGUGGAAAUAUACCAGACAAUGCUUGAUUGCUGGCUUGGAGAUCCCCUGCAACGACCCACAUUUUCUGAACUAGUGGAACAUCUAGGAAAUGUCCUACAAGCUAAUGUCCAAAUGGAUGGAAAAGAUUACAUUCCACUUACUGUGACUCUGAAUGUUGAAGAAGAUUCUGAACUUUCUAUGCCGACCUCACCUGUUUCCUGUAUGGAAGGAGAGGAAAUAUGUGAUUCAAAAUUCCAUUAUGAUAACGCAGCUGGAAUACGGCAUGUCCAAAACACGAGGAGAAAUAGCCGGCCUGUUAGUGUCAAGACAUUUGAGGAUAUUCCUAUAGAGGUCACAGUGAACGUGCCCAUGGAGGACAACCAAACAGAUAGCGGGAUGAUUCUUGCAUCAGAAGAGCUAAAAACACUGGAGAAUACACAAACUGAAGCGCUGUUAUUUAGCUGUUUAAAAUCCAGUAAAAGCAAAGAUUCAGUCACAUCAGGAUCUUCCGACCAAACAAGUGAUUACCAGUCUGGUUACCACUCAGAUGAAACUGAAAUUAUCAAUGAUACCAAUGAGAAAACUCAGCUUCUCAAAAAGGAGAGUUCAUCUGAGAUAUGCCAUGUGGAAAAAAAUUCACACCAAGCUGUCCUCCAGUUGACCACAGAAGUUUAGGAACUCAGAACUUUCAUUUACUUGCCACAAUGCACUAGCACAGGAGAAUCUGUGGAAUUCUGUUCGGCAGGAGAAGACUAUUUCUAGACAACAUCAUCAUUCCACAGACCAGGAAGAUGCCUGGAUAUGUUAGAAAUGUUUCUAUUUUUCAUGUAUGAGAUGGACUGUUGAAUAAACAGCGUGUGGACUUUCGGGAGCAAAUGUUUCUUAUCUGGACACUGAGUGUCUGACAGUGGGUUUGCCUGAAAACUGGAAGGGCCAUCAUUGUGCUUUUCUUUGUUCCAACAAUGAAAUGAUUGAGGUAGACCUACAGCCUGGUCUGUUGGCCACAUUAUGGAAGUAAGCUGUCUCACACACACAGUGGUGAUGUAUAUAUAAUUAUAUAUAGUAUUAGUAUUGUGCACUGUUCUACUUAUUUUUUAAGUACCUGACUGUGGACAAAUGAAUGUGCCAUCUAGUUAUCAGCAAGAUGAUCUUCCAGAACUUCCUUUGAAGGUCCAAGAACAGGAGUCAGCUCUUAUACACUGGGUACAUGUUUCUCUGUAUGUUUCACAUUGAUCAGCAGAGGAAAUGGUACAGGAAAUUUCAUUAUAUUCAAAUUAUAUGCUAAUGGUAACCUUUUUGGAGGUGCCAGGGAUUGGAAUAGAAGGGGGUUCCUGCAGAUAGCAGGUCAUUCAUAUCUUAUUAAACGUUAUAGGAUUACAAAAUGUGCUCUUUACAGUUUUAUGAAGCUAGCCGUGUCUGCUCUAUAGGUAUCCAUGUAUGUCCUCAAUAAGGGAGGAGAUCAUAUGAAGACAAGUGCAGGAUAUUCUGCUUUGUUCCUGACAACCAUUGACUGUAAAUGGUCACUGCUUUAAGUUGUCCACAAUAUUUUUCAGUGAGAUUGCUGGACAGAAUGUCUCUUAUAUCUGAUCCCUAAAAAUCACACUAUAAUAUCAGAUAUCUCUAGAAUAAUCCGCAUAUGUAUUUGUCACUAUUAUCAGUAAAGCUAACCUUUACUUUUAAUUUAAUGGUUCUAUGAGAUUUGUUGGAUGGAAAGUGGAUUUGCAAGUUCCUUGGUCCCCUGCAAAAUAUUGUGGUCCUCAUUAAAGCUGAGAGAAAAAGUGUCCUUGUCUGCACUAAAUUUCAUAUCUUUAGCCUAUUGAGUAUAGUUUAUAUUCUGUGACUUCAUUCUGUGAUUUCAAAUCAACAAAAUAUCAGUGUUUGACUUAUUUAUAAGAAAUGUAAUAUAUUAUAUUUAUAAAUAUGUUUUAUAUGUAUAUACCAUGAGAAAUGGAAAAUCUUUUUAGUAGUAUUAAAGAGUUAACGUUUUUUAAUAGCAUUCUCUCUUUUGUUUUACUCUAUGCGAUUUCCUGAACGGUUACAGACAUAAAAUACAAGCAUAAAAAAAACAGUUGCUAGUUAUAUUGGCAGAUAUAUAUGUGAUCAAAAUUACGAUUAUCUGAAAGAACAAAAAUAGUAGGAAUCUCAAAAUAAUAGGUUUUAAAUCCAUAUGAAAUAUCAUGGCCUUUUUCAGAGCCUUACAUUUGCAUUGAUAUUUGUGGAUGUUAGAUAUUUUAUGUUUGUGAAUGCUCUAAAGGGUUAAUCCGCCUCAGAACAUCAAUUAACUGUUUAUAUAUAAAUAUAGUCUAUAUUAACAUUGAAAUAAGUUAGUAAACACAUUGCAUUACUUAUCAUUGACUGAUCCUGAGUUACCGUCCAGUUCUUCAGGUUGCUACUGGAAACAGUCGACAAGCUUGUUGUCAAGCACGCCUUUAGCUUAGUUUAGCACCUUUAAUGCAGGAGGAUUGAGAGAUUUCUCAAAUUGCUAUACAAUGGUACAGUAAAGACUACGCUCAUUGCACCACAGGCCUAAUUUGCAUAUUAGGAAAAAGUAUCAUAACUGGUAACAGAGCCUCGGCUCAACAAAGGAAAAACGGUGUUUUAUUCAGGUGAACCACAGCUAUGUGUCUAUGCACACAGCUGGAUAAGGAGGUCGCUGGUGACAGAUUCCCUUUUGAAGCCUGCACAUUUGUAAAUUGUGGACUAUGAUACAUGCUAUAAAUCAGGAUACGCACAAGAUACAAUGUAUUUAUAUAGUUAUUUGGUUUGUAGAGUAUUCUUUCCAACUAAACUGUAAAAUGGUGCUUCUAGGUGGAGAAUAACCUUCAAGCUUUAUGAAAUGAAAGCUGGUCAUAAAUGCCCUGAAUGUAUUUGAUCAUUUCACAGUAGAUGCCACAUCAGUAUUCCAUUCAGAUAAGCUACUUUGUCAAUGGUUAGCUAAUUUAAAUAAAGCUGAUCAUUCUAAUGCUGAACCAUUUUAUAUGUGUUAUUGUUAAUUAGGGUGAAUUUAAUAAAAUAUUUAGGUUUCUGGAGCAAUAUGUCAUCAUUUCAGGAAAUAUUCUCAUGUCACAACUUGGCAUUCCUGUAUGUUGUAAUGCAGAAGUGUAAUUUCUCUUGUUUAUCAGGGUUGGCAAUGUAAUUGUUUCCUUAACCUAAUGUGAACUUGGAGCCACA
Molecule: messenger RNA, 6680 nt
Organism: Bufo bufo (common toad)
Lineage: Eukaryota; Metazoa; Chordata; Amphibia; Anura; Bufonidae
Gene: KDR
Product: kinase insert domain receptor
Exons: 30
Coding region: 189-4184 (1331 amino acids)
Biological process (GO): cell migration; positive regulation of angiogenesis; protein phosphorylation
Cellular component (GO): signaling receptor complex; membrane
Molecular function (GO): growth factor binding; ATP binding; vascular endothelial growth factor receptor activity
Source: RefSeq, a predicted model, not a curated record